AUGGGCUCCUCGACUGCAAAUGGCAGUCCCGGGGACCAUGUCUCCUUCGAGCCGAUUGCCAUUGUAGGGAUGGCCUGUCGUCUUCCCGGAUCUAUUACGUCCCCUUCCAGACUCUGGGACGCCCUGGUCAACAAAACAUCCGUCCGGACACCAACUGUGCCCGAAAGUCGGUUCAAGAUCGAUGCGUUUUACCACAAAAACCUGAACAGACCCGGUAGUCUCAAUGUUCGUGGCGGUUACUUCCUUGACGGCAGUCCUCAUGACUUCGAUCCUAGCUUUUUCGGUAUGACGCCGGUUGAGGCCAUGUGGUUGGAUCCACAGCAACGGCGCAUACUCGAAGUUACAUAUGAAUGUCUCGAAAACGCCGGCCUGAGAUUGGAAGAUGUUGCCGGGAAAGAUAUUGGGGUGUUUGUGGGCUGCUUCACAUCAGAUUACCAACAAAUGCUCCAUCGCGAACCGGACUUUCGCCAUGAGUAUGCAGCGACAGGAACUGAUCCUGGUCUUCUUAGCGCGAGAGUGUGUAACAUCUUCGAUCUGCGUGGGCCAAGCGCCGUGAUCAAUAGCGCUUGUUCUUCGUCUAUGACUGCUAUCCACCAGGCAUGCCUGGCUCUUCAGACAGGCGAAUGCGACGCCGCAAUUGCGGGAGGUGUGAAUCUAAUCAUUUCAGUAGAUCAACACAUGAAUACCGCUAAGCUGGGAAUCCUAUCACCAACGUCCACCUGUCACACAUUUGAUGCUGCAGCAGACGGAUAUGGCCGUGCCGAAGGAGCAGGCGCCAUCUAUCUACGCAGGCUCAGUGAUGCGGUUCGCGAUGGUACUCCGAUUCGUGCUGUUAUUCGUGGCUCAGCGCUAAAUACAAACGGCGAAGUGACGAACCAAGGGAUUACCCAUCCAAGCCUAGAGGGACAGGAAAGAGUCCUUCGUGCUGCUUACAAAAGGGCCGGCUUAGAUCCAACGGACACAGUUUAUGUUGAAUGCCAUGGGACUGGCACACCAGUUGGCGAUCCCAUAGAAGUCAAAGCUAUUUCGAACGGAAUGAACGAAAGACGGAGUCGCGAGCAGCCUCUGCUGCUGGGAGCUAUAAAAGCGAAUAUUGGCCAUAGUGAAGCUGCCAGUGGUAUAUUUGCUGUGAUCAAGGCGGCUCUGAUGGUAGAAUCCGGUGUCAUCCCUGGAGUAGCGGGGCUCAAGACACUCAAUCCGGCUCGUUCGUACACCAUACCUUUACAAAUGAUCAAGGAGGAAGAAUGGAAUGUUAAAGUAAAUGUGGAUACGAUAUUGUGGCCGAAGAGCCCCCUUACCCGGCGGGUUGGGGUAUCGUCCUUCGGAUAUGGUGGCACCAACGGCCAUCUGAUACUGGAGGCAGCGCAGUCCGACCAUGGACAGACAAGAGUACAAACAGGGCAUGAGAGCUCAAGCCCUAGCAGGGCUUUGGUAUGUUUCACAGCACACGAUCGAGCUACACUGGAGAAGAAUAUCGAGGCACACGCUUGUGUUGUCGACAAUCAUCACCUCCAAGAUGUGGCCUACACACUCAAUUGCCGUCGAACACACUUUACCCAUAGAGCCUUCACCAUUGCUCGUGAAAAUAAAGAAACACCGAGCUUCAGCGAGCAAAGCAUGGAAUUUGGAGUGGCAGAAUCUUCUGGUCCGGUUGCCUUCGUCUUCACGGGACAGGGUGCCCAGUGGGUUGGCAUGGGAAGAGACGCUAUGCACACUCUAUCCAUGUUCAAGAUAACUAUCAGAUCCCUGGAUCAGUAUCUACGAACAUUAAAGCCGCCGGUAAGAUGGACCAUUGAGGAGGCCUUAGUCGGAAACAUCGACUCAGAACACAUUGCCGAGCCGGAUAUUGCACAGCCAUUGUGUACAGCAUUCCAGAUUGCCAUAGUUGAUCAGCUAAGGAAGUGGGGAAUCACUCCAUCUGCUGUUGUGGGGCAUUCCUCUGGGGAGAUUGCUGCAGCAUAUGCAGCAGGUAUGCUAUCAGCCCAGGAAGCUUUUGCGACCUCUUUUUAUCGCGGCCAAGCAGUUGCACAAGAAGGCCCUGCAGGCUCGAUGCUUGCUGUCGGAGUCGGCAUGGACAGGAUCGAGCCUUACAUUCGUGAUACAGACGUUGUUAUCGCAUGCGAGAACUCCCCCGAGAGCGUGACGCUCAGCGGCUCGGAGAGUUCAACUGAGAAACUUAGAUUGCAGCUUGAGGCCUCUGAGGUUUUUGUGAGGGUGCUAAAAACAGGAAGGCCCUACCACUCGCCUGCAAUGAAAGCCAUUGCUCCUCUUUAUGAGCAACUCCUUCGAGAGGCAGAUUCCGAAGCUGGAUCGUCAGCUCCCUCAGAGCGGCUCUCCCGCGUCCCAAUGAUAUCUUCUGUUACGGGGAGACAGGUUUACGAGAAUGAUAUUAACUCCAGGUAUUGGGUGAAAAAUCUCAUCAAUAGGGUCCGCUUUCAUGCAGCCAUAACCGAGCUCAAGAGUAUAGAAGAACUGAAGCAGUUGAGUCACUUUGUCGAGAUUGGACCUCAUUCGGCACUUUCUGGACCACUGAAACAAAUAAUAUCGGCUAAUAGCCUGACGCAAAGAAUCAAAUACAUUCCGACUAUUAUCAGAGGAUCUGACUCUUGCAAUGACUUGCUGCGAGUCGCCGGCCGUUUGUUCCUCUCCGGCUACAGUGUUCGCUGGCAUGGUAUUAUGCACGACUUGUGCAAGAAGCCAGGUCCACGACUACUAGUUGACCUGCCCUCUUACCAAUGGAACUAUACGAAGGAGUACUGGCGAGAGACACGACUAAGCCAGGAGCAGCGCCAACAAUCAGAACCUCGGCAUGACCUGUUAGGCAGACGAGUUGCAGGGCUUUCAAACACGAUCUAUGUCUGGAAGAAUAUUUUACGGCUCCGAGAUGUGCCGUGGCUGAGAGACCAUCGCGUUGGAAGCGAGGUUUUGUUGCCCGGUGCAGCGUACAUUGCUAUAGCAAUCGAAGCCUUAAGGCAGAUCAGUGAUACACUGUUCAGUCCGAGCAAUGGCACGUGCUUGAAGAACAUUGAAUUCCAGCAAGGGCUUGUGAUACCAGAUACCGACAAUGGAAUUGAAGUGGUGACCCGAUUGUCGCGCCAAAGUAAUAAGGGAUCCGACUGGUUUACAUUCACUGUCGAAUCUCUUCUGGACAAUAACUGGACCACCCAUUGCAGUGGCCAUAUAACGCCUCGCAAGACAAAGCUCAAUGUAUCCAGACAGUGCCAUCAACAGGUGAUUAAGAAACUUCAUCAACGUACUCACCCCGACAGAUGGUAUAAGACAUUCGAUCGGGUUGGAGUCUUUUAUGGACACGCUUUUCAGCGCUUAGGAGAGGUCAGUUCCAAUGGCCGGGAUUAUACAGCAGCAAGUACCAUCGGUUUGGAUCAAGAGAGCGGAUCAAUCGACGGCGAAUCAAGAUAUGUUCUGCAUCCAGGGACUAUUGAUGCCUGUUUCCAGCUGGCCAUUAUCUCCUUCGAGAAGGGACGAUAUAAUGUCAUGCCGUACAGCACAAUCCCGAUGCGGGUCGAAGAGAUAACCAUUGCCUCUCCAGAAGAGGCUGAAGGAAAUGGAUUUGCGUGGACGGACGAGUGCCAGAGCCCCCUUCUCCGGUCACACAUACAACUGGUUAGCUCGAACGGGCUCCCGAAUUUGGAAUGUAAGGGGGUUUGGUUCAAAGAGCACGAGAUGAGCUGGUCGGCUCGCUCGACGGCGGUCAUUCCGGACCAGAAGUACAUGCAAUACCGGUGGCAACCUGACAUUGACUAUGCAUCUAAGUCUCUGGGAAAAUUGCCCUACAAGUCGCUCGGAGAGGCUGUCGUCGAAUUAAUUGGCCUGGUUAACCACAAGCGGCCCAUACAAAGAGCGUUCGUCUCUGCAGGAGACGAUUAUAGUUUGAUAGAGGCCGUGGCGCGCCAUGUUCCCGUUAUUGCGAACUUAACGAUUGCUGAGAUGUCCGACGGGGAUGUGAAAAAGAAAGUAGUGUUCACUCUACCAGAGAAUAUAUCGGUAAUCCAGCUCUCACCAAACCUAUCCCAGCUAUCUUCAACUCUGGAGGGCGAACAUGACCUUGUCGUUUUCAAGGGUCAGCCAAAUUCGGACGUUAUCCAAGAACUACAGUCUAUCCUGACGCCCACCGGUAGAAUGCUCCUAAUGCAGGACGAAAACACAUCGAGAAUUAGCAGCUGUCUGGACUGUCCUCCCAUGAUCUCCAGGCCAGCUUUAGGGCUAUCUGUCUCACAGACUAGUCUGCUACUCUCCCAGGAGUUAGAACAUUGUAUUAAUCGAGAAACAGAGCCGACAGCGGUCACCUUGGUGGUCAAAGAAAGUUCGAACCAACAUCUCGUGAACGAGUGUAUGAAAGCACUACAGGUCUUGAAAAUAUCUGUCGAUGUAGUAAAACUGCACGAGACGAAUCAUCAAUCAAACCAACAUACGGUUAUUCUUGACGUUGAUGGUUGCAUUCUGUCAAAUCCCUCGGAGACACAAUUUGAUUUGCUCAAGAAGCUAGUUCUCUCCGAGGAGAAUGUGCUUCUCUGGCUCACUUUGGGGACCAACCAAGGCCGUACGGCCGAAGGCGGGCUGAGUCUAGGAUUCUUGCGGGUUGUCAGAUCCGAGAAUCCUGGGGCUAAGAUCCUAUCAUUGGAUAUCGAUCAGGAAGAGCCUCCUCAUAGCAUCGCACAGGCUAUGCUGACAGUCCUGGGAGCUGCAGCACCUCGGAGCUCUGGCCACGAGACAGAGUUCUGGCUUCAUGAAGGAAUUCUACAUACCAAUCGGUUGAUGCCCUGGGCAUGCCCCAGUACAUCUCCGAAAGAUAAUGAGACGGUGAAACUACCACCGAACAUACCGCUACAGAGCGAGUUUGUGAAUAGCGAAUUGGUCUUCAGGGAAAAUGAGGAAUACAUGAUUGACGCCGAGGGGGACGAAAUAUGUCUCCAAGUGGAGAUGACAGAAUACCAGAGUUGGAGUCCUAACCAACGCACGAAGCAACCGGUCAUCGUUGUCGGCCACGCAAUCCCCAACCAUUGUGAAGAUACAGUUGGCCAGAUGGUCACGCUCGCCGCACAGAAUGGCUAUCAAGCCAUUGUAAAGGCAAAGAAAGGUGCUUGUUUCGAAUGUGAGGGUCUCGACCCAGCGUUCCUUUGUGCUACCCUUCCAACCUUGGCAAUCAACUUCAGUAAGGAAUUGAAUGCCCGGAUCACUGUCGUUGUAGAAACACAAGAAGAGAGUGACGAAUUAUAUGAAGCCUCAUCGUCUGGUAUUCCGACUGUUGUUGUUGAGGAAUUGUAUACAUCUCAUAUGUUGCCAGUCCUCGAAGCUACGUCUGGAGAAAUUUCACUGGUGAUAAGCAAUCGGUUCUCGGCAGCUGGCCAAGAGGCAUGGAGACACAUAUCAGCGGCCGGUCGGUUUCUCUUAUGCAAUGGGGAGAUAGAAGGGACACUGGACCCACGACCUUUCAGCAAGGGUGCUUCUUUUCUGCCUAUGGGCUAUGAAUCCCUCUGUACACGACCAGAGAUGGCGGCUGAAAUCCUACAGGAUGGGCUGGAGUUUUUGAAGAGGAACAAGGACAUCUGGACGUCCCAUGUGCCAGUGUACAGCAUAGAUCAAUUGCCCGCGCAGCCUAUUAACCACCAGUCGAAUCGAUCCUCAGAUUCAAACGAAAAGGUAAAUGCGGCAGUGCAAUUCAGAUACGGUGAAAGUUCUGUGAAGAUACUACCUUCGAACCGGCGGGUUCAAUUCUACUCCGAUGCAGCAUACCUACUCAUUGGAGGGCUCGGCGGCCUUGGAAGCAGUCUGGUCCGCUGGAUGGCCGAGCAAGGAUGUCGACAUUUUGUCUUCGUGUCACGCUCAGGCGCAACGCGGCCAAAGGCAGCCCAGACCGUUGAACUUGCCAAAAAGGCUGGCGCAUCGGUGCAUGUAUUUCGGGCUGAUGCUGGCAAUGAGUCCGAUAUGAGAGCUAUUAUCGCGCGAGUAAUGAAAGAACGACUGAUUCGUGGUGUGGUGCAUGCUGCAAUGGUGCUGCAGGACGGCCUGCUACAGGGCAUGACAGCAGCACAAUACCAAGCUGCCGUUACUCCCAAGAUCCGCAUAGCACAAAUUCUCCAUUCCGUCCUAAUCAACGCCCCGCUAGACUUUUUCGUCAUGACCAGUUCGAUCUCGGGUACAAUAGGCACACCUGGCCAGACGAACUACAGUGCUGGCAACAGCUUCCUUGACGCAUUCGCAGUAUACCGUCAGUCCCUCGGUCUACCCGCCUGCUCCAUAGCGCUACCCAUGCUGCUCGACGUCGGAGUAGUGGCAGAAAACCAAAACGUCGAGGACUCCCUCCAGCGACUAGGCUUUUACGGAAUUGACGAGAUAGAGAUGCUCGAGGGUCUCGAAAUCGCCAUGUCCCCGAACAGUCCCACCCAUCUCGUGCUAGGGCUUGACCCUUCCCUGCUGCACCGUUCCGCUGGCACGAACCGUCUAUUCUGGCACGGUGAUGCUCGUCUCCGCGGCGUGCAGCGAGACUUGGACCUUUUGCAGGACUCCUUGAGAGCUUCGAAACCAGAUGGGGAUGUUCUUGGUGACGGUGAAGAGCUUGAUCAUGAGACGUUGAUGGCCCGCGUUGGUGACCGGAUUGUGAAAAAAUGUGCCAGUAUGCUGGGUAGGGACACUGACGAGAUCAAAUUUAGUAAAGGGACUGUUGCCUCGUAUGGACUGGAUAGUAUGAUUGGGUCGGAGUUGCAGCAGUGGCUUUUCGGAGAGUUUGGGCUGACGUUGAGUUUUCAUGCAUUCACUGCGCCAGAGAUGACGUUUGAGGGGUUGACGAGGCAGGCGGUUGAGUCGCUUGGGGUGGGUGGUGCUGAGUGA
Aspergillus niger is the source of this 6849-nucleotide messenger RNA. RefSeq lists its product as uncharacterized. The record is from RefSeq and is a predicted model, not a curated record. NCBI's taxonomy places the organism in Eukaryota, Fungi, Ascomycota, Eurotiomycetes, Eurotiales, Aspergillaceae. Gene Ontology annotation, molecular function: fatty acid synthase activity; 3-oxoacyl-[acyl-carrier-protein] synthase activity. The coding region runs from base 1 to 6849 and encodes 2282 amino acids. Gene Ontology annotation, biological process: fatty acid biosynthetic process; secondary metabolite biosynthetic process. The transcript has 11 exons.